GAUUAGAUCAAUUCGUUAUUGUUUUUUUCUGAUACUCAUAUCAUUUAAUCAUUAUAAGACCAAAAGGAAUCACGUAGACUGUUUUUAAGAGCGAUUGUCGUGUUAUAAGCAAUACCGGGCUUGAUUGUUAAUCAUACUGUUGUUUUAUUCCACGGCAUGAUGUCGUUGACCGGGAUAAUUUUUUUGACUAUUUUUAUAAUAUCUACGACGCAAGGAAUUCCAUAUUUUUCGGAAAUUCCUGCAUUGUAUGAUUUACCAGAAGUGCUUCGUGAUAAUGCGAAUGUGACUUACCGGCUUCCUGACAAUGUAGUACCAAGUCAUUAUAGGAUCAAACUGAUCCCAGAUUUACAAAAUUCUUUUACUUUUACUGGGUCAUCAAUAAUAGAGAUUAAAGUUAUAAAAACAACUAAAACAAUAGUUCUACAUGCUCAAAAUAUCGAAAUUACCGGAAAAAUUUCACUAACUAAUGUAGCUGAUGCGACUCAAGCUCAAGAAACGGAGACACAUUCAAUAGAAACCACAAAUAAUUUUUUAACAAUAACAUUCCCGAAGGAUAUAGCAGUAGGUAGCUAUAAUUUGACUUUGGCAUAUAAGGGUGAAAUUAACAAUUACUUGAGAGGUUUUUACCGAGGAAACUAUACAGAUGGAUUAGGCCGGAAUAGGUCGAUAGCUUCAACACAUUUUGAACCUGUUGGUGCUCGGUUGGCCUUUCCAUGUUGGGAUGAGCCAGCAUUGAAAGCCUAUUUCACGAUAUCGAUAAGACACAAUCGAGAUUACACCGCAUUAUCAAAUACACAGUUAAAUACAUUGCAAACUGUUGAAGAUAAUGACAAUGAAGUGUGGAGUAUUUUUAAAACAACUCCAAAGAUGUCAACUUAUCUCGUUGCUUACGUUGUCGCAGACUUUGAUCAUUUGUCGAAUGAAAAUGAUCAGUCAUUCAGAGUAUGGGCAAGAAAAAAUGCGAUCAAUCAUGGAAUGUAUGCAGUAGAUGUGGGACUGAAAGAGUUAACGGCUCUAGAAAAAUAUAUUGGUAUAACAUUUAAGAGCCAUGGGCUUACUAAAAUGGAUUCUAUUGCAUUGCCUCAAUUGUCGGCUGGAGCUAUGGAGAAUUGGGGUUUGGUUACAUAUCGAGAAAAUGGCCUUCUUUUUAAAGAGAAUGUUAGUUCUCUUUACGACAAAGAAGGAAUUGCUAAAGUUAUUUCACACGAAUUUGCUCAUCAAUGGUUUGGUAAUUUAGUUAGCCCAAAAUGGUGGACUUAUGUCUGGCUCAAUGAAGGUUUCGCUAAUUAUUUCCAAUAUGUUAUUACUGAUAUGGUUGAAACUGACUGGCGUUUGAUCGAAAGAUUCGUUGUAGAAAACUUACAAAAUAGCGCUUUUGGAGCGGAUAGUUUGAAUACCAGUCAUCCGAUGGAUGUCAAUGUAUUGAGCCCAAAAGAAAUUACCUCCAUUUUUGAUAGUAUUACUUACAGCAAAGCUGCAUCUGUUAUCCGUAUGAUUUCUCACAUUAUGGGAGAAGAUAAAUUUAAAACAGGUUUAAAAAAUUAUCUUACUGCAAAGCAAUUCGAUGUAGCGACGUCCGAUGAUCUUUUUAAUGAAUUGACCAAAGUAGUUGAUGAAACGAUGAAACCAAACUUUUUGGCGGCUCUUAAAAAUUGGGCAACAACUCCUGGUUUUCCAGUUGUCACUGUUGUAAGAAAUUACACGACGAAAACUGCAACAAUAAUUCAAUCUCGAUUUUCGUUCAAUCAAACCGAAGUACCUCCGUCAUCGAAAUAUUAUGUUGCAAUAAAUUGUGCAACCCCGAAAGAUUUCAAUUUCAAUGACACAUCAUCUAUAACAUGGUUCAAAUCUGAUGAAAAUUCUACAGACAUUCCAGCAGCGGAUGAAAACGAAUGGCUAAUUUGCAACAAACAACAAUUUGGUUACUAUCGUGUAAAUUAUGAUGAGAAAAAUUGGAAUCUGAUCACCAAAUUGUUGGCAAUUAAUCAUACGGGAAUACAUGUUUUAAAUCGCGCACAACUUAUUGACGAUGCAUUUAAUCUUGCUCGAGCUGGUUAUAUUCAUUACAACAUAACAUUACCUCUUAUCGGAUAUCUUAAAGAAGAAGUAGAUUUUAUCCCGUGGUCUUCAGCAUGGAACGGUAUCUCGUAUCUAAAUAGAGUAUUAACCAAUACCGAACACUCUCAAGUUUUCAGAGAAUAUAUAACAGGAUUAACUGGAAAAUUGAUCGAAAGUGUUCAUUUUAAUGAAUCAUCCGAAGACUCGCACAUUACCAAAUUACAGCGAAUAAAACUAAUAGAAAAUACUUGUGCUAUGGGUUUGAAAUCGUGCUCAGAUUAUGCAUUAUCAAAAUUGAAUAUGUGGCUUAAUAAUUCUGAGACAAAUCCGCUAUCAGUGGAUCUGAAAAAGGUCAUCAUAUGCAGUGGAGUGCGCAGUGCUGAUAAAAAUACAUGGAAUAAAUUACUAUUAAAAUAUAAAGAAAAUUACAAUGAUGACGAUAUUUUGACAGGAUUAGGAUGUACAUCAGAUACUGUUAUUUUGAAAAUGUAUCUUGAAAUGGCUAUUAAUAGUUCCUUACCUGUUAUUAAUCGUGACACAAUAUUCAAAGCUGUCUACACAGGAAGUGAUGUAGGUGUAGAUGUAACUCUUGAUUUUCUUAAAGAAAAAAUACACUACUUCCUCGCCAGUGAGGCUGCAAGUGCUGCGACUGUUAAAUCUUACAUUACCGAUAUUGGAAGUAGAAUGACAAAUCAAAGUCAAAUUGAAAAGAUAAAAGAAAUCCGGACUCUAGACACAAGUUUACUUAAUGGUAUCAUAGACGAAGGUUUAAAAAGAGCUCAGAGUAAUGUUGAGUGGCUAAAGUCACGAUCUGGAGAACUCGAAAAAUUUUUCAAAAAAGAUCCAGUAACUCCUCCUACUAACGACCAUGAUUCUGGAGUCACAUUUACUGCAUCCUUACUUUUAACUACUGUUUUAUUUGCAUUAACUUUAUUACACUAAAAUAUUAUAUUUCUUAUUAUUCUCAUUUUUUAAUUUUAUAGUUGUUAUAAAUUAAUUUAUCGAUACUGUACGGAAAUUAUGAAUAUUCAAGAUAAUGUAAUAAUUCCGAAAUUUAGCUUUAUGCUUAAUAAAAAUUUUAAAAAUGAUCUGAAAAA
Messenger RNA from Microplitis mediator, 3155 nucleotides. Its product is annotated as aminopeptidase N-like. NCBI's taxonomy places the organism in Eukaryota, Metazoa, Arthropoda, Insecta, Hymenoptera, Braconidae. Gene Ontology annotation, cellular component: cytoplasm. Gene Ontology annotation, molecular function: zinc ion binding; peptide binding; metalloaminopeptidase activity. The record is from RefSeq and is a predicted model, not a curated record. The transcript is spliced from 12 exons. Bases 157 to 3000 code for a protein of 947 amino acids. Gene Ontology annotation, biological process: proteolysis; peptide catabolic process.